Hyposmocoma kahamanoa is the source of this 1069-nucleotide messenger RNA. RefSeq lists its product as uncharacterized. Gene Ontology annotation, cellular component: transcription regulator complex; nucleus. The coding region runs from base 1 to 762 and encodes 253 amino acids. Gene Ontology annotation, biological process: regulation of transcription by RNA polymerase II. The transcript is spliced from 3 exons. The record is from RefSeq and is a predicted model, not a curated record. NCBI's taxonomy places the organism in Eukaryota, Metazoa, Arthropoda, Insecta, Lepidoptera, Cosmopterigidae.
AUGUCGCAAUGUAACGAACGACAAUCGGCGACUGCAAUGGAGCCGGAGGUGGGGCGGCUUGUAGAUUCGAGCCAGGCGGACGACCGGCGUUUGAUCGCGCUGGUGCGUGCGCGCCGGCUCUUGUACUCGCGAAACAACAUGCCGGUGGCCAGCUUCUACGCACAGGUGAAGGCGCUCUGGGAGGAGGUGGCCAACGAAAUGGGCUGGAGCGUGGCGGACGCGCGGCGCAAGUGGUCGCACAUCCGCAACUCGUACUCGCGGCAUCUGCGCAACGAGGUGGCGGGCGCGCGCACGGGCCGCGGCCGGAUGGUCUCGCGCUGGUACCUCGCCGACGAACUCGAAUUCUUGCGCGACCACAUGGCUACUGACACGCGGGCAGCGUCGUACACAUCGUUCUCCCCCUCGAUGCUGGAAUUGGACAUGAGCGAACAACGCGCCGAGUCGCGCGAAUCGCAGUCAUUCGCGAACGCGUGGUUCGCGCUGGGCGCGGGGGAGGGCGCGACGAAGUCGGAGCCACAGACGGAGGGCGAGUGCACUCCUGGAGAGGACAGUUCGAGCUCGCAGGCGUUCCGCGCAGACGAGAACUCCUCUUUCUUCCAAUUCUUCCGCGGGCUCUACGAGGAGUAUUGCGAUCUCACCUCACGACGGCGCCGCCUCUUCAAGCGCCAGUGCCUGCACUUCCUGCACGAACUGCUCGACGAGCAGGAACGCGAGCGCGCUCCGCCCGUUGCCGACGAGCCCGCGAUUCUGCCCAACGACUAAUCACUUAAGCCGUUAUCGUGCCAAAAUUUCAAUCUUCACAUUGCGCGGGCUUCGUAUAAGAAAUGAAACGAUCGAUUAGGAACUGUUCCGAUCUGUAUUACACAGUAGUAGCGUAACUGAUUAUGUUAUGUGACACGGUUGCAUGUAAAAAAUAGUUUAUAAAAGCCAAUUACAUUAACAUCUAUACGUGGCAACAUGGAACAGACGCCAAGCGUGUGAAGUGACACCGUCCGCUGGUUUCUCUGCACGCCUGCCGGAGCCAAUGCGCGAGGGCCCGGUGCGGUGGUGGAGUGUUGGCGCCCACCGC